This is a messenger RNA of Oryzias latipes (Japanese medaka), 1944 nucleotides long. RefSeq lists its product as uncharacterized. Gene Ontology annotation, cellular component: membrane. Gene Ontology annotation, biological process: cell adhesion. The record is from RefSeq and is a predicted model, not a curated record. NCBI's taxonomy places the organism in Eukaryota, Metazoa, Chordata, Actinopteri, Beloniformes, Adrianichthyidae.
ACACAAGUGGUGCUUUAUCCACCCUGUCCCACUCUGAGUAAGAGGAAACUCUGAACUGCUGUGGCUGACCAGCUUUGCCCUCUUCUUUCUGUUUCCCUCCUUUUCUCAAACCCACAGUGGACGUGUGCACGCUGAGGACCACAAUGGCAGCAUCAACGCAACCAGCAGAGAAGCCCCACAAAAUACUAGCUUUUGCUUUGCUUCUCAUCGUGCCACUUUUGAACGCAGGAAUACUGGCAGAAGAACUGAUUGUUGCAACAAAAGUGCCAUCGGAGACAAUAAGAGGAGAUGAUAUUCCAAAAGCGCGACCUGAUGGACAAUACCCGGUCCAGCUUACUUUGCAAAAUACUUCUGAACCUACAAAGACUUUGACCACAGAGAAAGAAGGAAAUCAUAACGGCAAUGACCCCACAACUCCAAAGAAAGCAGCAAGUGAGGGAACCAAACCCACAGAGAAGACAACAACCAUACCAGGGACUCCACCACCGAUUCCUCACAGAGGAGAUGGUCACGAUAACAAACCAAAGCCAGUACAGGACGAUGUUGUCUGUGUCAUCAAAGAAACUGUGGAAGGAAAAAAUGCUGUCCACCUCAAACUCAAGGCUGUCUCCAACUGUGAAGAUACACAAAAUAAAAUUGUGAGUGUUUUGGAAGAUUUGUGUGGAGAAGACUGCAAACUGGAGAUUUACCAAGAAGCUGGCACAAAUGAAGCCAUAGUCUCUGGGAAGAAAAUUGAAGAUGAUGUCACUGGCAUGACAAACAAGUUCAACAAUGACAACAUAAAGGAUAAGACUAACGUUGAAGAAGCGACUAAUCGCUGGGGGAAGAACUCCAAGUUGGUUCUAGUGUCCUUAUUGCUGGCUGGACUGCUGCUGGCUGCACUGCUGGUAGCUGGUUAUUACCUCAAGAUGCACCGCAAGACUUCUAAAGGGGUCAGACUAGCCGAGUCUUUCCAGGUGGACGAGGAGAAUCAGGCCAACACUCUGGUGUCUGUGGCUCCACUGCCCCAAGAGCCCGUCGAUAAGCCUACUGCAAACGGGGAGUCCCCGCCAGAAAAUGGAAACAACCUUCCCCCCACCACAAAUGGACACUCUGCUAACCAAACCCAAGUGGCAGACACUGAGAUGUGAACACCCCACCAUUUUACCAGUCCUUCUUUUGUCUUCGGCUUUCACUGAUCUGUAGGAUGAGAAGAGGAGCAAUAACGAAAAAAAGUGCCUGUAAUGUGAAAAUUUUGGGAACACUCACCUUUCUUGGUGACAAGAAGAGGCUGCUUAGUUUGACUGUCUAGGAUUUGAUCAGUUCUAACUUUUCUCUUGAUGUUACAAUAUUUGGGGAAUCUCUCAGUAAAGAGCAUUGUGUGUUGUUGAUUCUGGAUGGUGCACAAGUUGCAGAAUUUAUCUUUCAACUAUGCAGCAAUAAAACUAGUGAAGCCAUUCAAAUGUAAGGGUUUUGGGCUGUUGCCCGAGGGACAAAUGCUCAUGGUGACAUUGUUUGCAUCGCAAAGAAAUAAUUAGGAAAAUAAACGUAAAUGUUUUUCAAGGGUAGCUGUUGAACUAAAAGAAAAAAAGAAAAAAGUGCUCACUUUUACUGCUGGUAUUAUUUUAUAGGAAUUUAAUUUCACGUAGCAGAAUUGGUAUUUUCAAAAAUGAGCUAAAGAAUUGUCUUUGGUCUAUUGCUGUCAAUAUGUUAAAGCAUGAAAAGGUCACUAUACAUCUCUCUGUUGUUUUUUUUCUUAAACUAGACUGUUUCUCAAAAACUAUUUGGGCCAGACUUUACAGUACUUUUUUAGUUUUGAUUACUGUUUGUAUUUGUUUUUUUUUGUCUUUUGUAAUAAAAACAUGCAAACUUUCCUUUUCUCACCACUGCUUCAAUUUAAUCAUGAACUUCAAUCUUUCGGAUGCUUCAAAAUAACAAAUAAAAAUAUGAAGACGUUUAAGUUGU